AGUGCCCAUGCGACUUGCUUGGCGCACCGGCUCACUCGACAAGAAACAACGCAUUAUGGCCUCGCUGUAAGCCCGUGGAAACGUCCGUUCUGUAUAUACCCAACCGGCAAUCCGUCACCAUCGGCGCCUUGAUCAUGGACCUCCAGUCCAGAGGCUUUGUCCAGGGGUAUCGAAGUGACCAAUAGUACUCCUGAAGUCCUAUAUUAUUUGAUUUUGUGUACUGUCACUUUUGCACGUUCCGGGGAUUUAAAUAGCAAGUGACAGCGGUAGCGCCAUCCCCAUCUGCCGGCUAGCUACCUAGCUUGCUAAAUCACAAGUUUAAGAAGGGCGUCCUCUUUUUCAAGGAAAGGGGUAAAGGAAAACACCCCAUUGCUUUUAACGGGAAGAUAGUGCACCGUUGACCGGUUCCCCCCUUCGAACCACUAAAGCAUAAAUUCCUGGUACUCUGCGAAGACAGAGCAAGCCUGAUGCAGACCCACAAAAGCACAUGAAAUGAAUAAACCACCGCAGCCUAUAACAGGACCCGUGUCUGUCCCCCACCCUGCCCCCUCCCCUGGACUCACACAGGCUGGCUAUGCCCCUGGACAGCCCCCUUCUCUCGUUUUUGCCAACCCGCCACUUCCACAAAUGAACCCUGCUCCGCAACCAAGACAGUUUGCGGCAGGGCCCCGUGCUUUACACCAACAGGGGGGAUACAGAGCACUACAGCCUUAUUAUCCAAACCGGCCGACGAUGCCCACCAGUGCCCCCAGGGUGCAGACCAGCAGUGGCCCGCGACCUGUGGGACCCACUCAUGUUUACCCUGCCGGCUCACAGAUGAUGAUGAUUCCCCAGCAGCAGAUCUCCUUUCCCGGCUCCCCGCAGGGCUAUUUCAUCCCCCCUGGCCAGUAUCGUCCUCAAUACAUGGCUCCCACCCAACAGUACCCUGUGACAGCCGGCACUGCAGGCUUCUUCCCUGGGACUAGCCCUGCCGAAUACCCUGGUUUUGAACCCUCUCAUGCUGCGCGGGAGAGGCGGGGCGGUGGGGGGAGAGGUGGCGGGCGUGAGAACGGUCGUCUCUCUCUCCAUGGCACUGCUCUCGCCCCCCAGCGCUACCCCGCUGGAGCGUACUAUCCAGCGCAGCCUCAGUUCACUCAGAGUGUCCAGCCUGCGCCGGUCAUAAUCAGUCCCGCCCAGCAACCGCAACAAGCCCCGCCUCCUCAGCAACCUCCAGCCCAGCCACAAGGCCCGCCUAAGAGGGAACGUAUACCGAUCAGAAUACGAGACCCUAACCAGGGUGGGAAGGACAUCACGGAAGAGAUCAUGUCAGGUGGAAGGGCCACUUCCACACCAACGCCACCACAGGCCUCAUCAGAUAGUCCUGUCCUGAAUGGUGACGUUACACAGACUAUUGUUUCAGGAACUGAUGAAAGUACGGAAUCUGCUGCCAGCGUUGAAACUCCACCUCCAGCCUCCGCCAGCCCCGUCCCAGAGGUCCCACUGGAGACGGUGACCCCGGAGCUAGUGCCGGCUGAACCCCUCACGAAGCCGGCGGUGGCCGCCGCAGUCGAGGCCGCCCCUCCAUUGAUAGAGGAGCAAAAGCAGCAGCAGCCCCCCGCUCCCGCUGUGCUGCCUCCACCAUCCCCCCCGCCGGCUGCAGAACCCGAGCCAGAGGCCGAGGUCAGCGACACGGUCGACGCCCCUGUUCCCCCGCCGGCCGCGUCGGCAGCCAAACGCGGAGGGGCCAGCCCCGUCGCUCCGCCCGCCGCCGAGAGGACGCCGGAGAAGAAGGAGGAGAAACCUGAGGUGGCGAAGAAGUCUGAACCGGAGAAGUCGACCGUUGCCAAGCUGAAGAAGGAGCCCGCUGCUGGGCCCCCGGCGCCGGUGACCCCUUCCAGCGCGACCGCCGUCGAGGCUGCGGUCGUCCCCCCGGUGAAGGCCUCGAGCGCUCCCCCGGUGAAGGCCUCGAGCGCUCCCCCGGUGAAGGCCGCGGUCGUCCCCCCGGUGAAGGCCUCGAGCGCCCCCCCGGUGAAGGCCUCGAGCGCCCCCCCGAUGAAGGCCGCGGUCCCCCCCCCGGUGAAGGCCGCGGUCGUCCCCCCGGUGAAGGCAGCGGUGGUCGUCCCCCCGGUGAAGGCAGCGGUGGUCGUCCCCCCGGUGAAGGCAGCGGUGGUCGUCCCCCCGGUGAAGGCAGCGGUGGUCGUCCCCCCGGUGAAGGCAGCGGUGGUCGUCCCCCCGGUGAAGGCUGCGGUGGUCGUCCCCCCGGUGAAAGCUGCGGUCGUCCCCCCGGUGGAGGCUGCGGUCCCCCCCCCGGUGAAGGCUGCGGUCCCCCCCCCGGUGAAGGCUGCGGUGGUCGUCCCCCCGGUGGAGGCUGCGGUGGUCCCCCCGGUGAAGGCUGCGGUCAUCCCCCCCCCCGAGGUGAAGGCUGCGGUCAUCCCCCCGGUGAAGGCUGCGAAAGCUGCCCCCGAGCCUGCGUUGGAGCCCCAGGCCUCUACGGAGGAGGCCGCGGCCCCCCCCAGCGAGCUGCCCGCCGCCCAAGCGGAGACGCCUCUCUCCAACGGCCUGGCUCAGGGAGCCGACGAGGCCUCCGAGGACCUGACUCCCGAAGUCGCCAAGCCUGUGAGCUGUCAGCCUCCGGAAGCCUCUGUGGCAGACCCUGCCCAGGAGAAAGAGGCGGAGGAGGAGGAGGAGGUGGAGGAGUUGACGACGGAACUGACAGAGGAAGCCUCUGCCGCUCUCCCCGCCAAGGAUUCUACUAUGCAAGCCGCCAUGUCUGUGCCAAAGAAGAAGAGAAACAUGAAGGAGCUAAACAAAAAGGCCACUGGAGACCUCCUGGAUGCCUUCAAAGAGGAACAGGCGGCCACACCGGUCCCUGAGCCCUCACCAGUUCAGGCUGAGCCAGCCGCGGCUGCCCCUGCUGCUGCUGAGAAGCCUGCGUCAGAGGCUGUUGAUGAGACCUGGGAGGAGAAGGAGGACAAGCAGAACCCAAAGCCAGUUGUGCCCAAAACUGAGCCAGCUGAGCAGAAGUACCAGUACAAAGAAGAGAACUGGAAGCCCAUCAACCCAGAGGACAAGAAGCAGUACGACAGGGUCUUCCUUCUGGGCUGCCAGUUCAUCACUGCCAGCAUGCACAAACCUGAAGGUCUGCCGCUCAUCAACGAAGUGAUCCUGGACAAGGCCAAUGCGACACCAAUGCGCCCUGCAGACCCGGCCCGCGUGAUGAACGUUGGACCCGACUUUACCCCCUCAUACCUGGGUAACCUUGGCAGUAGGCAGUCGACGGGAGGACCGGGACCCGGACCACGAGGCCCGCCUCCCGGCCCGCGCCGCUCCCAGCAGGGCCAGCGGAAGGAGCCCAGGAAGAUCAUCAUCACCAGCAUGUCUCUGAACAACGAGGUGCAGCUCAACAAGGCGGAGAAGGCCUGGAAGCCCGGCGUGAAGAAGGCCGUCGGCGGCCGCGGCGCGGAGGAGGGCGCGGAGGAGGACGACCCCGAGGAGGUCAAGACCCAGGAGCUGUUCAAGCGCGUGCGCAGCGUGCUCAACAAGCUGACGCCGCAGAUGUUCCAGGCGCUGAUGAAGCAGGUGACGGACAUGUCCAUCGACACGGAGGCCAGGCUGAAGGGUGUCAUCGACCUCAUCUUCGAGAAGGCCAUCUCGGAGCCCAACUUCUCGGUGGCCUACGCCAACAUGUGCCGGUGCCUUAUGGGGCUGAAAGUCCCCACCACAGAUAAUCCAGAGGCCACUGUCAACUUCAGAAAGCUCCUGCUCAACCGCUGCCAAAAAGAGUUUGAAAAGGACCAAGACGACGACGUUAUCUUUGAGAAGAAGCAGAAGGAGUUGGAGGCAUCUAAAGACGACGAAGAGCGUGACCGCCUGAAGGUGGAGCUGCAGGCUUCCAAAGACAAGGCUCGCCGUCGGUCACUGGGCAACAUCAAGUUCAUCGGUGAGCUGUUCAAGCUGAAGAUGCUCACCGAGGCCAUCAUGCACGACUGUGUCGUGAAGCUGCUGAAGAAUCACGACGAAGAGUCUCUGGAGUGCCUCUGCAGGCUUCUCGCCACCAUCGGCAAAGACCUGGACUUUGAGAAGGCCAAGCCCCGCAUGGAGCAGUACUUCGCCCAGUUGGACAAAAUCAUCAAGGAGCGAAAGACCUCCUCCAGAAUCCGCUUCAUGCUGCUGGAUGUCAUUGACCUCCGAAGGUGCAAGUGGGUGCCUCGCAGAGGGGAGCAGGGCCCCAAGACCAUCGAGCAGAUCCACAAGGAUGCUGAGGCAGAAGAGCACAGGGAGCAGAUCAAGGUCCAGCAGCAGAUGCUUUCCAAGAAGGAUGGAGGAGGAGGAGGAGGCGGCGGUGGUGGAGGCCGGAUGGGAGGCGGUGGCGGCGGCGGCAAUAUGGGAGGCCGAGGACACCAUGCACAGGGAGGCGGCCGUGGGAGUCAGGUCCAGGACGAGGGCUGGAACACGGUGCCCAUCUCCAAGGGCAACAGACCCAUCGACACGACCCGCUUCAGCAAGAUCAUCAACAAGCCCGGCGCUCAGGACGUUGACGACCAGCGGUUGGCCCCCGGGGGGAGAGGUUUCGGUAACUGGACCAAGGGCAGCAGUGGCGGGACGGGGUCGAAAGCCCCUGGCGCAGAGCAGGAGUCCGGUCGCCCGGCCACCAGCACUGUGAACCGCUUCUCGGCCCUGCAGCAGUCUGGCCCGCCGUCAGGCGACGCCGACCGCAGAGUUCCUCAAAGGUCGAGCUCAAGCCGCGACCGCGGCGGGGAGAGGGACAGAAACGACCGGGGCUUUGACCGCUUCGAGCGCCGGGAGGGACGCGACGGUGGCGGCCGGCCGACCGUCACCAAGCGCAGCUUCAGCCGCGAGUCGCAGGAGCGCGGCGGCGACGGCCGGGGGCCCACGGAGCCCGUGCGUCGCGUGUCCAGCAUGACCGACGACCGGGUCAGGCGGGACCGGGCCGCCAGCAAGGAGCCUGCAGUGAAGCCUGGGCGUGACUCAACCCCUCCCCCCGCCGCCGCCUCCAAACCGGCCUUGAGCGAGGAGGAGAUGGAUAAGAAGUCCAACGCCAUCAUCGAGGAGUACAUCCACAUAAACGACUUGAAGGAGGCGCUGCAGUGCGUGUCCGAGAUGAACAGUGCCUCGCUGCUGUUUGUGUUCGUCCGGAACGGCGUGGAGUCGACGCUGGAGCGCAGCCCCCCGGCCAGGGCCCACCUGGGCCACCUGAUGCACCAGCUCAUCAAGGCUGGAACACUGCCCCCAGCGCAGUACUACAAAGGGCUUCAGGAGACCCUGGAGAUGGCCGAGGACAUGGCCAUAGACGUCCCUCACAUUUGGCAGUACUUGGCGGAGCAGAUCGUCCCGAUGCUGCAGGAGGGAGGGAUCCCCAUGGAGCAGCUCUUCAGGGAAAUCUCCAAGCCUCUAGUGCCUUUGGGAAUGGCCGGCGUUCUGCUGGCACAGAUUCUCACUUUGCUCUGCAAAGGAAUGACCCACAAAAAGGUCGGGGCCAUGUGGAACGAGGCGGGCCUGAACUGGAGCGAGUUCUUGUCCAAGGAUGUGGACGUCAACAAGUUUGUCACUGAGCAGCACCUGGAGUUCACGUUGGACACCGAGGGGUCUGAGGGGCCGGAGAAGAAGCCCCUGACCAACGAGGAGAUCAGCAAGCAGCUGGAAAGGCUCAUCCAGGACAAGGCCGAGAACCAGCGGAUCAUCGACUGGGUGGAGGCUAACUUGGACGCGCAGCAAUCCACCGGCAACUCGUUUGUGCGAGCGCUGAUGACGUCCGUGUGCCAGUCCGCCAUCAUUUGCGACAACCUCUACAAGGUGGACGGGAAGCAGAUCAGCGAGAGGGGAAGCCUGCUGCUGAAGUACCUGAGCGACGAGCCCAAAGAGCUCCAGGCUCUCUACGCCCUGCAGGCCCUCAUGGUGCACAUGGAGCAGCCUGCAAACCUGCUGCGGAUGUUCUUCGACAACCUGUACGACGAGGACGUCAUCAAAGAGGAGACCUUCUACAAGUGGGAGUCCAGCAAGGACCCCGCAGAGCAGACCGGCAAGGGUGUGGCGCUCAAGUCUGUCACCACCUUCUUCACCUGGCUCCGUGAGGCAGAGGAGGAGUCCGACAAAGAAUAAUGACCCGCCUCCACCCCCCCCCCCCCCCCUCCUGUCUUUGGCAGGGGGCGUGGGGGGGGGGGGGGUCGCUGGGAACCCGGUUACAGACUACACGGCCUACACAGGCGGACUUAAUCAAUCCUCAAUGAGGAUAUCUUUUUUUUUUUUUUUUCUUCGUGAGGGGGAGGACUGGUAAAAAAAAAAGAAAAAACAAUCAACUGUCUUUCCCGCUCCUUCUCUCUUGCUUCCCGUUCUCUGUUCACACCUGCUUGUGGCCCCGGCCCUAGAAUAACCACAUGAGAAACGAUGCAGCAGGAUUGCUUGUUAAAUUAUGCGUCGAAUGGCCUACGUCCGCUGCAUAAACAUUUUUGACAUUUGAGAAAGACACGUACAAACCAACACGCUGCUCUUUUUAUGGUUCUGGGGAAACGCUUUUCCUCAUCGUGUGAUCCAAGUGGUGACGGCGGGGGUGAAUCACUGAGCAUGUUGCAGGGGAACUUGGGUGUCAUGUGGUAACGUGUGUGGGUGUGUGAGAUAUCGAAAUGAACAGAGCUCUUAUGUCUUUUGUCCUUUACUGAAGUGUGCAGCAUGAUUGAAGUGUGUUUGUAUUAAUGAUGAUAAAGUGGGAGAUUUCCUAGAAAAAAUGUACCUUGCUGACUAACCAUAACUCACGUUCAUUUUUUUUUUUUGUUUUUAUUUAAUUUUAUAACCACCUCCUCUUUGCUGAGAUGGGACCUGUGAAGACAGAAUCUAAGGGACUCUGAGCCUGAGACUAGACUAUUGACUACUAGGGAUGAUCUCGAUGCUUCCUUUCAAGCCAUGCUGUCUCCCACCCCCUUGCAGUCAACCAACCCUAUCUGAGACCCGACUAAUCUUCCUCAGUACCUAACACGAGCUGGUCUCCCUACACUCAAGUCAGGGAGAACCCUGCAGAGGCAUACUUAAACCCCAUCCACGUUAAAACUUGAACACAUUGAAAGCAGAAAUUGACUUGACAAGAUAUAUAUAUAAAAAGAAAAAGGAAAAAAAAAAAACACAGAAGUGAUCCGAAAGCCUUUUCUGCUCUAAGUGGAAACACAUUUCAGGAGAGUUCUGUAAAUAUAUGAUUUUUUCUGUUAUAUUUUUCUGAAAUAUUGAAUAAAUUGCUAAUGAUGUAAUGCUACGUAUCCUUUUCCAGCAAAGAUGGCAGUUAUCCAGAUGCAAAGACGCUUUCGAUAAUCCAUUGAUUAGUUGUAUUGGGAUUUUUGUAAAUAUGUUUUUGCUUUCUUUAUUAUUUAAGGAAUUCUUUUUGCAUCGGUAACUGAAAGAUGAGGAAAUGGUGCAUUGCAAAUAAAGGAAUUAUCAAGUUGCA
Messenger RNA from Gadus macrocephalus (Pacific cod), 7429 nucleotides. It is a transcript of the gene eif4g1a, whose product is annotated as eukaryotic translation initiation factor 4 gamma, 1a. NCBI's taxonomy places the organism in Eukaryota, Metazoa, Chordata, Actinopteri, Gadiformes, Gadidae. The record is from RefSeq and is a predicted model, not a curated record. Bases 493 to 6099 code for a protein of 1868 amino acids. Gene Ontology annotation, cellular component: eukaryotic translation initiation factor 4F complex. Gene Ontology annotation, molecular function: mRNA binding; protein binding; translation initiation factor activity. The transcript has 33 exons.